Molecule: messenger RNA, 6808 nt
Organism: Orbicella faveolata
Lineage: Eukaryota; Metazoa; Cnidaria; Anthozoa; Scleractinia; Merulinidae
Product: non-homologous end-joining factor 1-like
Biological process (GO): double-strand break repair via nonhomologous end joining
Cellular component (GO): DNA ligase IV complex; nucleus
Molecular function (GO): DNA end binding
Source: RefSeq, a predicted model, not a curated record
UUGAGGAGAGCUGGUUGGCUAAUAAUGAGUCCCGACCGUCCAUUUGGUUUAGAUACGUUACGUUCUAAUUCACUUCCUUCGAACGAACGUAAAUUACUUACCACUUAAAUAUCCGCAAAAACUGGUACAACGAAGCAUGGGUGGAUCGCACGCGGACCCUAACACUUUUAUUACCCUUUUUAAGAUACAUUUCAAGAGAAUAAUAUAAUCGGCUACACCGUGGUUCUAAGAAGUACAAGUCCUUUAGCCUCGUCACUUUUCCAGCGCCCAUGAAGCUUUAACAAUCUCUCAGAAACGUUAUGCGAGAGGUCGUUACUAUAGAGGUUACCCCACCAGAAUGUAAACUAUGGAGGCCUUAAUCUUUGGGACCAUAGCCCACAUCCUUUAAAGCGUCCUUGAAUAUCUCCCUACAACGAGUGUUUGAUAAUUUGGCAUUCCUAAGGGUAUACCCUAACUUCUUCUUCGUUAAUGGCCUGAACAAGGGCAACUGAUUAGAUAGGUCAAUAUCGGCUACUUGGAUAUGCCUACGCAAUACCGCCACAGGACGAUAAUUACUCUCUAACUUAGAAAUAUACACAUAGUUCCCCCUAUACACAUCUGUUUUACUCUUUGGUACAAAUACUUUAAAAACCUCAUCGUGAAAGAAUAUGUGGUUGGGCUGAAUGUUACCUAAUUCCGUCAAUAAAACGAAAAAAUCCAGCAAAGCUUGAGGAGGUUACUGCCGCAAUAGGUGAGUCCUUCAGCAAUGCACCAUCAGCACCAAAUCUGUUGAUAAUUCUUUUAACGACGUCAGCAUCAACGGGUUUUUUCUCGCUAACUGAAAGGCUACUUGUUCUCCUGGCAUACGCAAUCAUGCUUCUGCAGCAGGCGUUGUCCAAAGGAUUAGGGCCGUCUCAGGAGUGAAAGAAUGUAGCCAUUUAACCGCGGCAUGGAGCAACACCAUUGAGGCAGGGGAUCUAAGCUGUUGAUCUAAGUUAGAUAAAUAAAGGGCGACCACGGGGACACAAAAAGGUAUCUGAACAGAAAUCUGUCUACUCUUACACCACAUGAAAAACUUUUUAAUUUCUUUGAUGUACUUUUUCGCAGUAGGAUUAGCCCUGGAGUUAAGCAAGACACAAAAUAAGGAAUUGCGGUAAGGCCUAAGAGCAGAAGGGAGUUACGUCCAAACUUUACUUGCAAUUACGACCUGCAAGAAAAAUUAUAAAUAUAAAGUUUUAUAACAAAGGAAAAGGAAAGGAAAAUAAUACUUGAGUCAAACGACCUAACAAAUAAAACACCUAAAAUACAUACCAAAAGAAAAACUAUAAACUCUAUAAUAUCGUAAUGUAACGGCGCUGGGCAUAAAUUGACCACGCCUAAAACUCCUGACCCAAAAACAAAUGCCCGACGGUCGCAGGGAUAGACAAACCUGACAAAACAUGGAGGCUAUAGAAAAGGCGUGCAAAAGAAGCAACAUUUAUAACGCUUAACUAAUAGCGUGGCGAGAAAGGCUAGCAAAAUUUUACACAUGUUCGGCCACAUUGUCUAACACACAGCGGAUUCAAAGUCAGCUCGUGAACAUAAAACGGACGGACACGGCUGCCCUGCACUAAGCUUCGUGCAAUAUGCGAGGGAUAAAUCAGACCCUCUUGGCCCCUUUGGCACACUCAAGUGCUUCAGCUCACAUUCCUGUGAGCAAUUUCCGCUGCAUAUGACCAUUGUCAUUUCUCUAAACACAUCCAUCCUCCUCAUGACCAGUGUCACAUGACUCUUGAAAAUCGAACCACAGUAACCCUUUAAGUCAGCUUUCAAAUAAACGAAACGCGCGAGAAUUUCUUUACAAAUAAUCCAGUGUAAGGGCGACAACGUUGCCUGUAAAAUGUACGGAGCCCAGGAACGAAUUCAAAUUUCUUUCUAAAGUGAGACCCUCCGUUCCAUUCUGUAGGAAACAACCUUUCAUGAACCGCUUGUAUUUACUUGUAAGUAGAGGCCAGAAACUGGACAAAGGCCAUAGUGGUAUCACGAUGGUAGCCCUCCCCUUCAGGAGACUCAGAUAAUGGAGGGCAUGAGCAACAAGGGGUACCGGAGAAACCACUAAAGAGCUCUCAGACUCUAGAUUUUGAGCAAAAAAGUCCACCCCUGAUGUCGCCGGGUUCCAAACACGGGAAAUGAAUCUUGGUAGUUUCGCUGUAUAAAAGUUAGCAAAACAGUUACCUGUGUGCGGACCCCAUAACUCUUCUAAACGGAGAAAAAAUUCCGGAGUAAUCUGCCAAUCAUCAAAGUCAAUAAGACGACUGAUAUAAUCUGCUUUCUCAUUUUCCGUUCGCAGGAUCUACUGGAUCUCCAAACGAAUAUCAUGCUCAGCGCAAAACUGGAAAAGUUUGACAGCUAGUCUAUGCAGAUCUAACUUAAUACUUCCCUCUUCGACAAUUUUCGCAGCCUACUGACUAUCCGUAAACCACUUGACGAGGGAACCCUCCAGAACUGGGGCAAAUGAUUAGAGAGAAAAAUCAGUGGCGGCAAGCUCUCUCCGAAUAGAACGUUUGAAGCAUUCGGAUGGUUCCCAAAGUCUAUGACGAUAUGCUCCUCGUUAAGGGUGAGGACUGAACCACACCCAGUAGCACUCGCAUCGGAAUAAACGAAAAGCUUAGGCUUAUGAUUGAGGAAACAAUCCUGAACCUGGAGGGAAUUAAAAAUUUGUUCUUCAAAAGCCCAACUCUUCAUUGCAAUACUGAUCUAAUUCAAUUUUCUCCUUCCAAUGCUGGACACUUAAUGUAGACAAAACGUAGUGCCUAGUCAAGAUUCUGGAGAUACUCCCGGAAACUGACUGGUGAUGUAGAAAUAAUUUGCCCCGUGAAUGACGUUAAUUUUCUAGCAGAAAUAACGAAGCCAGAGUCAACAAUACUGUUAAUAGUGCUGGGUAUUUUGGCAACCUCCUAUCGACGAUUUCAAUGGUUCCGCGAGCACUGUCCCAUGUUAGACCCAACCAAUCGAUUCGUUGGUAAGGUUCCCAUAUUUAUUUCUCGUCAUUUGUCAUAUAACCUGCCUCACCAAGAUCAGUUUUUACUGUUUUAACUAUGCUACUACACGCUUGGCGAUCUCUUUCUAUGGCCCAGCCAUCAUCAAGAAAAAUAGCAAUGCAUAUGCCCCAAUGUCUCCGAUGUUUUUCCAAAGUCUUAAGCGUUUUGGUGAAAAUGUGAGGCGCAGACGAUAAACCAAAAGGCAAAACUGUAGACACGUAAAACUUUGUGAAAUUAGAGCUACCAUGCUUCCAAGAGAAACCGAGGUAGGUCCGCCCUUCAGAGAAAACAUAAAAUCUUCUAUCAUAAAGUGGGACAAUACAAUUUUCCCGUCUUCAUAUUUGACGCGCAUCUUUCUCAGACGCUAAUUAAUGUAUCUUAAAUCAAUAAUGAGCCUCUUUUCGCCAGUGACUUGAACGGAAACUGACAAGGGAUUGACCACCAACGGAGGUACGACAACUUCAAGAACACGACCCGACUCAACUAGUUCACGUAUAGCAUCCUCAACAAAUUCAGCAUCGGCAAGGGAUGAUCUGUCGUUUUUAACUCCUGCAGUUUCAGGAAGACUAAGCAAAGGUAGCAUGUAUCCUCUCUCUACAAAAUUAAGAAUAAAUUUCGAAGUUCCAAUGCGUUUCCAAAAUUCUAGUUUUCUUCGAAGAUUUCUUUUAACAUUUACAGGUGGCGGAUGGUCAGUCAACUCAAACUCAAACAAUUCGCUUUCACAAUGUACCUGUGCAAUAUCCGAAACUUCCUCUUCAAACACCUCACUGCUUAGGACCGAGGUGGGGUUGUAUUCCAUUUCUGGGGCUCGACCAAGCGCUGGUACAGUCUCUUGCCCAAUAGUCGAGCUUAAAGCAUCUGAAACAUCGUGCGCGAUCCAUGUAAGCCUCUCUGCCGCCUGGAAAUAAAUGAAAACAAAGGCAGUAUCAGGCAAUGGAUAAACAACAACAGAUUAAAGGAACAUAUCUGAAAGAGGGUGGGCGGGCGAGUUAUACUCGUGCAUAACAGAGAACGUGACCGGCUCGAAGGAGGGUAGGAGGGUAGGGUUGCAAGCGAAAGAGAUUGAACGAAACUGCCGUAAAGUAUAAAUAGAAAGAAAAGACCAAUCCUCCAACACCUAACACAGAAAAUCCAGUGAGGAAUGUGACGCUAAAAUACCAGCGGAAAAUGCAUGCACCUGAUCACAUUUGCCUUGCUUUCACAUUUGCCGUCCAGUAAUGACUAGCCGGCCCUAGACUGGGAACGAUUCACCGACCGUUACGACAAUUCGCGGAGCCAUACAUGACGCAAAUAAUGGUCAAAUCAAGAUGGCGGCAACAGUUCGGAGAGAAACAUCUUGGAGGCGUCGUUGGAAACCAGAUCUUAACUCUCAACCAUGGAAACCCUUUUUCAUAUCAGACAAAAGUUUUCUAGUCAAGUCGAUGUUCGUGGAGAUGGACAGCUCCUAUGAAUUUUGCUUGUGGGAUUCCAGCACUUUCUGGCAUGAGAAAGUUGAACAAGACAUCUUCAAGCGACGAACAAAGGAGCUAAAUCCAAAUGUUGAGGCGAAACUGUCAUACUUACUGAAAUUUGUACAGAAAAGUGUAGAAGAAUGCAAUCAAAAGGAAGAAUCAACAUUUACAAUAAAUGAGGAGGCUGAUGAUCAAUUGAUUGUGAAAAUGAAGACAAAGCUACAGGCAGGUGUGCCAUUUGUUUGGGAGUUCCACUGUUCAGUCGGACAAAAGGACAUGGUUGGAUCACAGCUGGUUCAGCCAAUGUUAGCCAUGAUUAACGAGUUACAGAGACGUCAAACUGAGCUGUGCGUUCUGCUGAGGAAGAAAGAUCUGGAGAUUUUGGAUUAUAAGGGUUCAGGAGUUCGCUUGUCAAGAAAAAGCCUUGGAACUACUGAGUUUGAUGAAAACUCCUUCAAAAGCAAAAUGAUUCUUUCAGCGGUAUGUCAGUUUAGUUGUUGAGUACUAUUCAUGCAAGAGCUCAAUUUGCUUUUUUAUUCACAAGAUAUGGUAUUAAAAGUUAGCAAAUAAAAAUGACAUUAAGCUCUUGUUUUAAAAGAAGAAAAUAAACGAUAAAAUACGUUGAAAAAUGCUAAAUCAUGUACUACAGAAUUACAAUUGAAUUUCAGUUUUUCAUGGCGUCUGAUUGGAUCAUGGAAUCCUUUGUGUAGACAUCCGAAGAUGUUUGCAAAAUUUUCGGAUAAUACUUGGUUAUCUUCGGAUGUCUUCGGUCAAGCGUCAGCAAUCUUUAGAACAGUAUCACUUUACUUGAGACCAGUGUGAAUUUUAUUCGCGGAUUAAACACAUCUGUUAAAAAGCUUACUAAGUAAUAAACGUGAAAUGUUGGCUAAUUAUUUUGUGGGACACCUCGUAGAUUUGUACAUUGCGUUAUGCAUAGACCCUUUUCAUAAAUGUGCCUAAAUUUGAAUAACAAUACUUAUAUAUUCAUGCGAAAAAUCUUUUGUUUGCAAGCAUAAGUACGAGGCGAAGGAGUAAGGAUGUACAAAGUAUUGUCAUUCAAAUUUAGGCACCAUUUUUUCAAAGUUUCUAUCGCUAUUCAAAACGAGGUUUUUCAUUAUCAGUGAGUCGAAAGUACUUGUUUGCCGCGCUCUGUGAUUUCUAGAAAUAACGUCAUAAAGAGCUCUAACCAAUCAGGAGAAACUUGCUGUUUAUAAGCCAAUCAGGAGUCGAAAAAUAAUUGCGUCUGGAGAUACACCCGUUUUCCCGCGUUCAGCGUCGUUUGCAAGUUUUUUUAGUUUGCCUCAAGGUCUUAUUAGUUCGUAGAUCUUAAACAGUUUAAUGUGAAGUGUCAUGAACAAACUGUUUUAACUCCAGCCUGGCUGGGUUCGCUGUGUUAAACUCUUGGGCAAGGCAAUAUUUCUCCUUUUUCCCCAGAGGGCUAUGGGCCAUAUAUUUAGGUAUCCCAUGUGAAUCAUAGGGCAAACUUGGCUCAUAUAUUGUGAGUUAACUACGUUAAACUAGCAUUCCACACAGGGGAAAUAAACAUUUAUAAAAUUGCAGUAUUCAGAGAGGAAGCCACAUCGGAUUUAGCUGAUUUUCAUGCGGGGUCGAAUUGGAAUUUGGAAGUGUUGGUUUUUGUGGAGGAAGGAAAACCGGAGAACCCGGAGAACACCCCUCGGUGCGACGAGCGACGAGCGACGAGCGACGAGUGGGGUCUGGUAGAGAGAAAGGGUAGGUCACGCGCCCGUCCGCCCGCGCCUUCUCAUUUUUCUCUUCCAGACCUCGCUCGUCGCGCGCUCGCUUUUUCGAUCGUCCCCACUGACCGAGAGCCUGGAACAAAUAAACUCAGUCCACAUAUGGCACCAGGACGAAAUCGAAUUGGGGUCAUUGGUUAGGGUUGAACGCUCUCACCGCUACGACAAAAUUCUUAACGAGCCAUACCGUAUUUGGGGUAUCCUGAAGAGCGAGUCAAAUUACAAAUGGCUAGUGCAGAAAAAAAAUGUCGAAGGCAAACUCGCUGAUCUAAUGAUAAAACAGUUGAAGAAUUCGAUUGUAAUUAUGAUUUGCGUAGUUGUGAUUAGGUUGGUUUUGGUUUCACAACAUUCAAACGUUAAAAAACUCCUUGAAAUCAGCUAUGUCAGCCCUUUCCAACGACAGGAAAUUAUCAAAUGAAUAACGUAUAAUUAAGAUUACGUUUCUAAUGCAAGAGAGUAUGUGAAAGGCCUUAAAUUUCACAUCUUCUACAUAGUCACUUGCAUACUUCACUAUCUACGGGUACAUUACGAACAACGUGACCAGCUCUCAGUUAGCAUCCGUAUCGCAUAGGUCAUGGGUUCGAAUCCCGUUCAAGCUUCAAUU